Molecule: messenger RNA, 783 nt
Organism: Pogona vitticeps (central bearded dragon)
Lineage: Eukaryota; Metazoa; Chordata; Lepidosauria; Squamata; Agamidae
Source: RefSeq, a predicted model, not a curated record
AUGGGCUCGGCCUCCUUUCUUCCUCCUCACAGGGAGGCCCGAUCACAGAAGGAGUCCCCUCGGUCUCUGAAGGACCGGCCCUGCGGGAAAAAGCCACUUCCCCCCCGGCCUCGAUCUUCUUCUCCCGCCACGUUGGCCACAGAGGGGGAAUUUCUUUGCACACAAGAAAAGACACCCACGUGCAAAGGAGGGCUUGAGCCUCACCCUUCAACGCCCCCCCCGGUUGUUUCUGCAAUCUCUCCCCCCCCCGUUCGUGCAGGAGGGGGGAAGGGGAGGAACCUAGAGCUACGAAGGCGAAGGAAGAGCCCCUCCCCUGGACGCCCUUUGAACGGGAGCCGGAAGAAGCGGGGAUCCUGCAGCGCCUGCCUCUUCCCCUUCGGCCCAAGAAAGGCGCCUGGAGGAGAGAAGCGGGGCUUUUGGGGCGCCUCCCGGAUCGGGACCUGGACGGAGGAAGGGGCAAGACUGAGCGGCAUUCUCUUUGUUUUUUUGGGAACAAAAACCAAUAACCAAAUCCCAAGAUCCCUUCAACAUUUGCAAGAUGAUGAAGAAGAGAAGAAGAAUUGCCCAGGAAGAUCUGGGACAACCUGGGCAGGAACUCAUAACCAAGCAAGAAAACAGAGUAAGAGUAAGCAAGAAAAUCAAAGUGGGCAGGCAGGGACUGCACGUGAAAGAAGUUACGGAGGCGAGAAGAGCAUGUCACGUCAGUGGACAUCAAAGAACACAUGCAGGGGAGAAGCCAUAUCAAUGCAUAGAAUGUGGAAAGAGCUUCACGCAGAAUGGUAG